AUGCUCUCCCGGUUCCCCUCCCCGUGUGGCCCCCAGCAGUACUCCGCUAAAAGCCGGACCCUCUUUCAGUAUGCCAGAAAUGGUACCUGGCUGGAGAACGUGGCUGUUCGUUCCAAUGGCGACGUCCUCGUCACACGUCUGGGCGUCCCUGAACUUUGGAGUGUCGACCCACGGGGCCAACGCAAUGCCUCUCUGAUUGAAACGUUUCCCAAUUCUCGCAGUCUGUUCGGCAUUACUGAAAUCAGUGAGGAUGUGUUUGCUCUUGUCGCAGGCAACUUCUCAAUGGGGAGUCUCUCUACGCCGGGCACCUAUGCUAUUUGGAAGAUUGAUCUCACUACUUCGGACCACCCCGAGACCUCCCUCAUCACCAAAGUGCCCAAAGCCGAUUUCCUCAACGGCCUGACCCUAUUCAACAACAACACCUUGCUCAGCACUGAUUCCGCCAAGGGCGUUAUCUGGCGCAUCGACAUCACGCACGGGAACUACUCAAUUGCCUUCUCCGACCCCGCAACCAUGAAGCCCGCCCCCAACAGCCCGAAACCCGUAGGCAUCAACGGUAUCGAGGUCCGCAACAACUACGUCUACUACACCAGCACCACAGGCAUGCUAUUUGCCCGCGUGCGCUUCAACGAAUACGCUGCCCCGGUCGGUCGGGUCGAGAUCCUGGCCCGCGGCUUCACGCCCGAUGAUUUUGUUUUGUCCCGCAACGGCACCGCCUACGUGGCAGCCAAUGCAGAGAACAGCGUGCUGAAGGUCGAGCCUUCGGGCCGGGUUACUUUGAUUGCCGGCAAUCUCUUCACGACUGAUCUGGCGGGCGUCACUGCGUUGGCACUUAGCCGGUCUCAGGAUGUUCUGUAUGCCGUGACUGCCGGUGGGCAGUUCGAACCGGUCCUGGGUGCUAUCAUUGAGCCUGCAAAGGUUGUUGCCAUUCAGCUCCAGGUUGACAAACCGGAUUCUUGA
Messenger RNA from Aspergillus saccharolyticus JOP 1030-1, 960 nucleotides. RefSeq lists its product as uncharacterized. Lineage: Eukaryota; Fungi; Ascomycota; Eurotiomycetes; Eurotiales; Aspergillaceae. The record is from RefSeq and is a predicted model, not a curated record. The transcript has 2 exons. Bases 1 to 960 code for a protein of 319 amino acids.